Molecule: messenger RNA, 1609 nt
Organism: Archocentrus centrarchus (flier cichlid)
Lineage: Eukaryota; Metazoa; Chordata; Actinopteri; Cichliformes; Cichlidae
Gene: srsf9
Product: serine and arginine rich splicing factor 9
Exons: 5
Coding region: 177-902 (241 amino acids)
Cellular component (GO): nucleus; cytoplasm
Molecular function (GO): mRNA binding
Source: RefSeq, a predicted model, not a curated record
CAGCAUUGCUGUAACAGUGGCUACAGGCUGCCGGAAAUGGGAAACUGCAGAAGAAGAACGUAGCCGCCUGUAAGUUUGCUAAUUUACGCGGAAGCAGUAUAGCGUGCUAACUGGCCGCAUUAAUUCAACAAACAGGCACAUUUACCUGCUCUAAAAGCGUUGCCUACACAGCCAACAUGUCUGAUGGCCGGAUCUAUGUGGGGAAUCUUCCCAUGGAUGUCCAGGAGAGAGACAUUGAGGAUCUCUUCUUCAAAUAUGGAAAAAUUCGUGAAAUUGAAUUGAAGAACAAUAGAGGGACUAUCCCUUUUGCCUUCGUCCGAUUUGAAGACCCACGGGAUGCAGAUGAUGCGGUCUAUGGAAGGAAUGGAUAUGGAUAUGGGGAUUCCAAGCUGCGUGUGGAGUAUCCUCGAUCUAAACCUGGCCCAAUGGGAGGUGGUGGAGGUGGACCUAGAGGAAGGUUUGGACCUCCAACUCGAAGAUCUGAAUUCCGGGUCAUAGUGACUGGGCUGCCACCAUCUGGGAGCUGGCAAGAUCUGAAGGAUCACAUGCGUGAAGCAGGAGAUGUUUGCUUUGCAGAUGUGCAGCGUGAUGGAGAAGGUGUAGUGGAAUUUCUCCGUAGAGAGGAUAUGGAGUAUGCGUUGCGCAGAUUGGAUGGGACUGAGUUCCGUUCACAUCAGGGGGAGACUGCUUACAUCCGCGUGUAUGAGGAACGAGGUACUCCCAACUGGGAUCGAUCACGAUCCCGUUCCAGAUCCAGAGGUCGCUAUUCUCCUUACUAUAACAGAAGAUCUCCCCCUGCGCGCUACCAGUCUCCUCCCCGCCAUGCUAUGUCACGGCAUAGCCCACCUCCGAGAAGACACCUUCCGCCACACCACAGCCCACCACCACGUCAUUACCGGUAGAAAGGAGCAUCAUUUAGAAGAAUUGGAUUAAUUUUUUUUGUAAUUCUACAUUAGAUUUUUUUUUUUUUUUUUUUUUUUUUUCCUUUUCUCCUUUUUUCUUUUUUUAAACCUCAGGCCUCCUCGUAGGACACACCAUUAUUAUUUCUUGAUUAAAAACAUUCCAUGGUCAGGAACCCCUGAACAACCUGCUCCUUCCCCAUAGCCUUAAAGAUUUCUUUUGUUUGUUAAACACCCAUGUGUUAUCUGGAAACAGAAUUAUUUUUUAUUUUUUGUGAGAUAACUAUUUGACCAUUGUGUAACAUUGGAGGUUUCUUUUAUAAAGAAAUUUAGGGUUGUAAUUUCAAACAUUCAUAGGAAUCAUUUCACACAAUGUUAUACUGUCAAAGUACACAUUUCUGCAGUCUGCUCCUCCUUGAAUUGACAUAAUUUAAUUUUUUAUGUAUCACAUUUUGGUAGCUUUAAGUUUGAAGGGAUUUUUUUUUUGGCCAAACCAAGAACCCAUAAAGCUAUUCGGUAUCGUAAAAUUAGUGAACCUUUUAACGUAACAUGCUGACUGUGAAAUUCAAUUGUCCUUUAGUUUUUGUUUUGGUUUUUUUGUGUGCGUGUGGGCUGCUGAUUGAGGUGGCCUAUACGUGGACUAUAAUUUGUAUGCAUCUCUAAUGUGGGGGUUUUUCUUUACCAAUAAAAUGCAAACUUUUACUGUGAAA